UGUGACAAUAUCACGUGACCAUCGGUGCCCGUGGAAUUUAUAUCAAUUUCGGAGUGGCUGUCGGUAAGCUGUGGAAGUAAAAUCGAUGAUUUUGUCUAAAAAAAGAAUCAAAAUUAUAAACGGAAAUUAAAUUUUAGAAGAAUGGCAACUUUAGAACUUGAUCCAUUAUUUACAAAAGCAUUGAGACUUUUACAUUCCAAGGCUAAAGAUUCAUCCGAACAGUUAAGACUACUUCUAGACGAUGUAUUAGCACAGAAACAAAAUGUAGCAGUCAUAAGCAAUACAAAUAAAGAUUCUAGAAGUGUAUUUGGACCACCAAAACAGGAAGACAAUGGUAGCAGAUUAUCAUUUUCUAGAAAAUCAUCACCAAACUAUGCAUCAGAAAAUGGGAAUUCGAGUAAUAAGGUUUUAAUGCAAGAAGAUAUCAAAAAAGAAGAGAAAAGAAAAACAGAAAAAAUAAAACAAGAACCAAUUGAAUUUUCUUUUGAAAGUAAACGUCCUAAAACUGAAUCACCACAACAUUCGUUACCAUCAUCACCUAGUCCACAACCCAUUAAAUUAGAAUUAGCCCCACCUAAAAUAGAUGAUGAUUCUGAAAAUAGUGAAGGAAAUGCUGAUGCUGAUAACAUUGCAAUGGAAAUGGGAUUAGCUUGUAUUGUGUGCAAACAAAUUGAUAUUGCUCUAGGAAAUAGUUUAGUAGAAUGUCAAGAAUGCCACAGCUUAUAUCAUCAAGAAUGCCAUCGUCCACCAGUUAGUGAUCAGGAUAUAAAUGAUCCAAGACAUGUUUGGUAUUGUACACGAUGCACAAAGAACAUGAAAAAAAUGUUUCCUUCACAGGCUAGCAAGACUCAGAAGUCAUCAAAAGUUUCUAGUAAUGUAGCAGUAAAAGAGCCAGUUACUACUUUCAGAAGUAUUAAACCUGAAGCACCACCUCCAACACUUUUGCCAUUUAAAAGAGUUGAACCAAGAGUUCCUGCUAGUCAAAGUAGUGGACUUGCAUCUGAAAAUAAACCAAUUGGAUUAGCUGGUUUAGCUGCUAAUUUAAGUGGAAGAACUAUAACAGCUGCAUCUUCAGUUACAACAAAAUCUGGAAUUGCUUCAAAGUCUGGAAAUAGUGGAAGUUCAUUAUUAUCUGGAAAAUCAUUCAGUGCAUUUUCAGCUCUCUCAUCUCUUGCUAGUACUCGAGUAACUUCUAAUACUACUCCAUCAAAAGCAACAAGUAGUAAUGCAAUUAGUGGACUUUCCUCUUUAGCCUCAAUUGCCUCUGCAGUUAGCAAAGCUGGAAAUUCUACUUCUACUUCUCAAUCAAAACUUGGAUUGGGAACACUUAGUUCAACUACUGCAUCCACAUCAAAUAGAAUUAAUUCUAGUAGUGGAAAUAAUGGUAACAGUUCUGUUGGAAGUGUUAAAUCUGCAAGUUCUAGUUCUUUAAUGUCUGCAGAUAAAAGAUUACAAAUAAUGAAAAAAAAGGCUGCAGCAAAAAUGCAAGAAAAAAGACGAUUAUCAUCAAAAUAACUUUUAAUAAACUCCUCUUCAAUCUGUGUAUAAAGAACUAAAUAUAGGAUUGUUUUGAUGGGACUCAUGUAUUUUCAAGGAAACAUCCAUUAAGUUGUUGGGCAUCAUGUAUGUUAUCCAUUUUUGGAGGUGUUAUAUUAUCAAACUUCCUAUUAGGUGAACCUGUUCUUGCACCUUUCAAAAGU
This is a messenger RNA of Centruroides sculpturatus (bark scorpion), 1700 nucleotides long. Its product is annotated as integrator complex subunit 12-like. Gene Ontology annotation, cellular component: integrator complex. NCBI's taxonomy places the organism in Eukaryota, Metazoa, Arthropoda, Arachnida, Scorpiones, Buthidae. The transcript has 9 exons. The coding region runs from base 142 to 1515 and encodes 457 amino acids. Gene Ontology annotation, biological process: snRNA 3'-end processing. The record is from RefSeq and is a predicted model, not a curated record.